AUGAGAAAGCACAAACAUUUUAAUUUAAUAAUGGACAGCGUAGGGGGGGACCUGCACUCCGCCGCCAGCCGGGAUAGCGGUAGCCACACCGGAAGUUUGACGAGCGAGCGGAGUCGUCACGCAAGCCGCUUCCCCAGCCACACACCCAAGGGAGGAGAAGCCCCCCAAAGGCGUCCACAAGAACCGCCUCAGAACGCACACGCGCACAGCCACCGACGUGUGCUCAAGUGUGUGCUCAGAAGAGGCAUUAAAAGAAAUUCCUCGGGUGCCUCCACGCACAAGGAGAAGGACGCACACACGUCGGAAGCUUAUCCGGUGGAUGAAGCGACGACGAAUUGUAUACCGAGUGGGAGGAACGGGAAGGAUCACCCCGAUUGGAAGAACUACAAUAAACAGGCGAAACAAACAGUCGAUGUGGCGACCCACUCCACGGCGCCACAACAGGCACCAGGCUACGUCAGCGAUGAGAAAGACCAUGUGUUGCCGUGCGCCGAGGGAAGGGGGAAGCCGAAGGACAAGCAGAAGAGGAGAAGGGGGAAGGCGCGCCCCCCUGCUUCUGAAGUAGACGCGCAUGCGUCGUUUGCGGCCAACAGGGGGGGUGAUAAACCCGCCGAUGAGGGUUGCGGCGGUGAGGACAGCAACAGUGAUGGUAACAGCGGUGAUGGUGCCGACGAUGGUGCCGACGAUGGUGCCGACGAUGGUGCCGACGACGAACAUGGCAGGCACCACCCCGACCGCUUACACCCCCCCCGUGGAGUCGACCCGAGCGAGGAACGCAGGAGGAAGCUGAGCAUUCACAUAAAAAAAGUGAGCCAAGUGAACAAAAUUCUAUACAACCUAAAUUGCUUCAACAAGUUUAGCAGCCUUGAUUUUAGGAAAGGGAUGCCACAAAAGAAGAAGCAAAGUGAGACGGAGGUGGUAGAACCCAGCUUCACCUCCGUAACCCCUCUCUCGAGGAGUUCGCAGAAGGAGAGCCCCACUUCGCUCGUCACCUACACGCUCCACCCGAAGCAGCUGCCUCUGCAUAAGGAAGGAAAGGCAAGCGGCAAAGACAAGCGACCGAGUGAGGUGCGUCAACCCGUUCGUAACAUCCAUAAGGGGAAGGACGCCACCGCGUUAGGUAGAAGCUACCCCGCGAUUCACGCGGCGUGCCACCCCGAUGGUGAGCCAAGUGCCGAGGACUCGCCCCCCCUCAACCAGGUUAGCACCAACCAAGUUAGCACCAACCAAGUUAGCACCAACCAAGUUAGCACCAACCAAGUUAGCGGCAACCAAAUUAGCGGCAACCAAGUCAGUGCCAACCAGUUCCACCGCGACAGUGACUGUGAGGAGGAUGCCGCCCCGGAGGCGCGCCCCGGGGCGCACUCCCAGCUAGCCAAAAUUAAGCAAAAGAGGCUAGAACACAAAAUGCAUCUGAAGUUACCGAUUCUGCUUGACAUAAAGGAUUUCCUCAAGAAGAAGAAGAAGAGGAAGAAAAAAAAAAAGAAAAAGAGGGAAAGCGGCGAUAGUGAAGCGGGUAGCGAGGUGAGUAGCGAGGUGCGUAGAGAGGCGGGUAGCGAUGCGGAUAACGGAACACAAGCAGACCUUCCCACCAGCCGCCACAUGCAGGUCAACCAGGAGGAAGAAUCCCCCCAAAAUGGCAAAUCAAAAAGGAAGGGUAGCAAACACAGCACUGCCUUAACGAACGGAGAGAGGAUGCCACGUCCAAGCGAACGGUAUGAAGAACCCCCCCAACAGUUAGUAACCCCAGAGGGUAUCUCCCCAUCAGUGGUUACAAACCGAAGCGACUGUGAGAUGGAUGCCAAAGGGAGCGGCUUGCCAAGUGGAAGUGGUGAAGCUGAAACGACGACUCUACUACUCAUGCCUGCGGUAAACACAACCGACAGGAAUAGUAAAAAUUUCUCUAACAGAAGGAACACCACCCGCAAAAAGGAGUGCAUCUCACAGGAUGGGAGGGAAGACAAGCUGGUGUUCACCACAGGAACGAGUGUGGCUAGCCAAGCACUUGGUGGCAGUCAAAAGACAAAUAAACGAAGACCUAAAGGAGGAGAGAAACAUCCCCAUUUGAGUAAAUGCCAAGAGGUAGGCAACCCAGAUGGUCCGUCGGAAGGUAUUUAUGAAGAACCAAAUGAAGACCCCCAUUUUGAGAGUGCCAAGCGGGAUAAUGGCUCACGUAGGGUGUUGCCAAAGCGGGGGAGUCAACCAAGUGUCUCCGUAAGUGAUGAUGAUGAUGAUGCAGCUGGUGAGUCCACAUCUAGCGAGUCCUCCCCAUCUAGCACAUCUCCUCCACUGCUAAAAUGUAAAGUUACUUCAAAGAAAAAAGCGAAGAGGGUGAUUAAUCAGGAGAGGGAGAGUGCUGGUGCCCCUCGGGGGGGAGAACCCACGCCAACCCCUUUGAAUAGAGCUAGCCAAAAAAAACGGGAUCAAAAUGGCACCGUUUUUAAAAAUGCCAAUGAUUCCAUAGGCGGGGUCGAAUUCGAUGCUUUGGCCGCCCCACACAUUAACGGUGGAACGAACGGAGGAGGGGAAGCCACGCAGAAGGGUGCGAACAAACGGGGGGGCAACAAAAAGAGGAGGAAGAGCAAGCGCCCACCCCCCUCCAACGGGGAAGACAGCGCCAAGGGGGGAGGCCUCACCAAGGGGGGGAGUAACCAACCUGAACCGCCCCAACUCAGCAGGGAUGAAACGAACCAGCCGCGUAUCCCCGUAAGCACCCCAGAUGAUCACGCGAGGGCUCGCCCCAAUGCGCGUGCUGCAUCACCCACGAAGAAUGUAAAAAAAGCAGACGAUAUUACGAAUAUGAAAAGGAAAAAUGGAGCGGAAGAUCAGCUGGAGGAACUACCACCAGGGAGUUGCGACGAAUUAACUAAUGUAGAGCACCUCACCAAUGCAAGUGGAACCAAGAAGAAAAAAAAAAAUAAAAAAAAAUAUAAAAAAAAAAAUUGCACUGAAGAGGUGGACCCAAACGAGGGGCUUAAAUCUACCGUCCAGCUCGUCAACCCAAAUGAACAGAACGAAAUGGGGGAGUCUCCCGAGGGGGAGACACCCUACCUGCUUGAAAAGGAGGAGGAGAAGGAUUCACCUCCCAUGGGGAGUGGCCCCCCCCAAGUUGAACCUCCCUUCGACGAAAAGCGCAGUCCCAAAAAGGGGGUCAAAAAGGGGGCCAAAAAGGGACCCAAAAAGGGACCCAAAAAGGGAGACAGAAAAGGCUCAAAAAAUUCUCUUACGCGGAAAGGCAGCCAGGGGGGAGAGGAAGCGGCUCUCGAUUCAGCGUCCAGCGCGAUUGUCGAGGAGGUGGACCGGAGCCAGUCGGGAAGUACCCCAUUGGGUAGUAGUCAGCCGAGUAGCAACCAAGCGCACGCGAACGAACUGCCCCCCAACCAACCGCUUCCCCCGAGGAAGGGGACGCACCAGGAGAAGCAGCGAAAUAAAGACCCGGCACAACCCAAUCAGAUUGACGCAAACGACGCAGCCGCCGCUGAACCCAUCAUCUACACAUCCGUUAGCUCGUUUGCCAACAUGAUCAUGGACCCACUUCCCAUCAGCCAUGGGUUCCUCACCCCCAGAAACUUAUGCAUUGUGGAUGAUGCAAAACUGUGUAGAUUCACAAGCGAAGGGAAUUUUUAUUCCCAAAAUGGUUUGGCGGAGGAGGAGGAGCAGCAGCAGAGCAAUCUCUCUCGGGGGGAGGAGUCCUUUGUUAAUGUGCCCCCUGCUCGUGAUGGCCAUUUUGAGGGGAGGAGUGUGCACGUAGGAGAGGGCAGAAGCAGCCACGGGGGCGGUAGCCAGAGGAGCGGCAGCCCAAACCGCUACAACGGCGACGACCGCGACGACCGCUACGACCUCUAUCAUCACGACGAGGGGGACUACUCGGUGGACAUGCUCAGCGACCACGUGAGCAGCUUCGUGUCUAGGGACUACCCCCACUAUGCAAACCACGCCAGUUACGCUAACUACGUAAACUACGCAAACCACGCGAACCGCCUGGGCCGCGCCAACAGGGCGCUCCCCCAGCGAACUCGCAGAAAGGGCUUCCCCUCGAGACACCUAAAUUGGAACUACCCCUACGGUUCCACCACGGCCUACGGGGAGGAUCUGUGGAAAAGCGAAUAUGAAAGUGCCAGAUUCAACAGGGAACCCUACUUCAACGGGUUUAAACGUGGCUACGCGAAUUACAUGUUUCGCACGGGGGGCUGGGGUGGAAUGAGCAGCGUCAGUCGAGUGAGUGCAUCCCACCGCGUCAGUUGGUAUGGCGGUGCCCACAACUUUGGCCACCCGAACAGAGUGGACCGCGUGAAUCAGUGGAUGUACGGGCACGGAAGCUUCUUCCCGGUCAGACAAUACGACGCACGUAGGGGCAAAUAUCGUCGGCUAGUGCAGCAGCAUUGGAGAUACCCCCAACAGUAUAGUAGGUUCCCCCAACAGUAUAGUAGAUUCCAGCAGCAGUAUAGUAGGCCUCCUCACCAAUCUGGUCGGCCCCCUCACCAGUAUAGUAGGACCCCCCCGUAUGGAAGGCAGCACAAAGUGAAGCCCCUCCCCAGUGGCGGAACCGAUUGGAACAAUUACACCUACGUAGGCAGCAGCGUUAUGGGAAUGCACGAGGAGGACGUGGCCUCUGUAGAGGCAUCUCUUGUUGCCGCGCCGGAGGAAGCGGGGGGCUAUGCCCCCAGUGUGCAUGACCAUCCAAGGAGAAACACCAGCAGCAUUUCUCACAGCAACGAUAUUGACUACAGCAUUUGUACCUCCGCCAGGAGUUCCUACAAACCUUAUAAUAAAAUUAGCCCCCCUCAAAGUGACUACCAUUAUGUGCAUGCAAAGGGAGCCCCAUCUGAAGACGCCAGAGGGAUACAUCGCCAAAUGAAACAUGAGCAGUUGCUAUGCAGAGAUGUGGGCUACUUAGGAGGGUACAACCUCGGGGUGAAGGCCCCAUGGGAUGGUCUCCAUUACGGCAACCACUUGGUUGCCCCUUUUAAUGAAGUGGGCCUCUCCCCGAUUGGAACCACCAACAGAGGGGCGCAGCAUUACACCGACUGGGGCAGUCACCUCGGCGCGAGCCGCGUAAGCGUAGGAGGUAGCUUCCCCCCUGGGGGGAACAACCCCCCAGGCGACGAACACCUAAUGCCGAACGCACAAGGAGCAACCCCCCACCUGCACCCAGACCGAACCCUUUUCCACCAAACCAUCCAAGUGAACAAAGAAAAAAUGAGCUUCCUCUCAACCCCCAAGUGGGACAUCUACGCCAAAAUGCAAACAAGAAAAAAAAAAAAAAAAAAAAAAAUUUCCGAUGAGCUGUACACACAACAGAGCAUGUGCCAUGCAGAUGGGUAUUUCUGUUUGUCAAAUGAGAUGGACAAUCUUAGUGCCAUGUACCCUCGUGAGUAUAACCCUGUUGUGAGUACCUUUCAUGGCUCCUAUGGCAACCCCUCCGGCGCCUUUUACCACCACCCCCCCUAUGGCGUCAUCUCCCCGAUGGGCAUCCCGCUACGAUAUUUCCACUCCGUUAGCAGCGCGCCGCACUUGGCUAAUCUGACCAACGAGGGGGACUCCCGCGGUGAAAAUUGUGCAGCCUCUCAGCAUGGGGUGCAGCAGUAUGGGGAGCAGCAGCAUGGGGAGCAGCAGCAUGGGGUGCAGCAUCAUGGGGGGAGUUCUCACGGGGGCUACCCGCAGGGAGGACCUCCUCCAGACCAGCCACACACCUCAGAACGUGCCAACCACCCCCCCCCGGGGUGCACAGUUAAACCAGAAGAAGACACCCAACCGGGGAAGAGGAACCCCCCCAGUAUCACUCUGCCUAAUGGAAGUAGAGCAGAACGAGCAGAGGUCCCCGAGAGGCAGCAUCGAAGUGGAGACCAAACAGAUAACGAAACCAAAAGGGAGGCAAUCCACCCGAAUGACCAAUUGGCUUAUACAAAUGAGUGGAAAGAAUCCCCAUCUGGUGAUGACUGCAGAGUGCCUACCCAAGAGGACCUACCGAACAGCUACGAAGGCACCGACAAGGGGAGAGCCCCCCCAGUGCAACCCCAGAAAGGGAAGAAGCAAAUGUCUGCCCUUUCGAACAUCAAUCAGCAGGAUGAGGAUAAGCCAAACGAUUACAACGAAAUGGUGAGGAAGUACAACCAACUUAAAAUGUGUAGCCGUGGAAAUGGCUCAUUGGGGAGAAGUGAUGAGGAGGACUGCUCCCUAGGCGCGUCUGCCAUGGGUGGGCCCGUUUGCGUGUUCCCCAAAGUGAAGCGAAGGAGUGCCAAGCAGGCGAAGCGGGCGAAGCAGCAGAAGCAGGAGAAGCAGCCGGAGAAGUCGGAGCAUCCGGAGCAGCCGGAGCGGCCUGCCAAUGGGGAGACCACUCCCAUGCAGGAUAUAGAAAACGAGGAGGCGGACCCCCGAGAGUGUCCCCCUCAUGACGCGGAGGGCUCCUGCGGAUACGGGCCGCAAAACGGGCAACAACUGACUGAUAAGAGGAGGAAAAAAAAAAAAAAAAAAAAAAAAAAGAGGCAGAAAAAUGGAGAGGAGGCGGCUCCAAAUGGGCAGGCCGCUCAACAUGGGGAGGUGGCUCCAAAUGGGCAAGCGGCUCAACAUGGGGAGGCCGCCCCAAAUGGGCAUGCCUCCCAACGUGAGAGGAACCAAAGCUGCGUCACCAUCAGCCACUACGAUAAGAUAAUCGCGCGCAGAAGUCUCCUGCCCCUCCGAAACGGGAGGAGAAGUGUAUCCCUAAAUAUGGAUGACAAACCAAGGGUGCAUCUGCUGCCCCUCCUCCAUCGAGCAUUUCAGAGGGGCAGCGCCGUUCAAGUGGGUCCCCCCCCCAUGACACUUCCCAGAGGUGAUAAGGGAAUGAACCCACCACAACACAUCGCCCUCCAGGAAGACCUCUCCCUCCUGUUGCGAAAAACAGAAGAGCUACUAACCGAUCUGCUGAAGAAGGUGAAGCCGUCAAAGGACAUCAAACGGACGAAGCGAAAGAUCUUUUCCCUCCUCUCUAAGCUCAUCAAGCAUUUGUUCCAGUGCGACAUCCAAAUAUACACCGUGGGUUCUAGUGCCUACGGGGUGGAUUCUAAAACGAGCGACCUGGAUAUUGUCAUUCAGGCAAAUCUGCACAACCCGAAGUAUAUCCUCCGCAGCAUCUACGACUACAUCGCGCAGAUGAAGAGGGAGCAGGGGGGAGCGGCGAAGCAGGGGGAAGUAGCGGAGAAACAGGACGAAGCAGCGGCGAAACAGGACGAAGCGGCCGCGCCCCUAGACCCAGCCGAAUGUGCCUUCUUCGACGACGUACAGCUGCAGCUGGUAGACUCCGCAAGAGUGCCCAUCCUGACGUUGAGGAAGAAUCACAUCGUCUGCGAUGUGUCUGUUAACACCAAUAACUCGCUGAAGCACACGGAAUUCUUUUCGAGCAUUUUAAAAAGAUUUCCCAAUUUAAAAAAUGUCAUGAGGAUACUGAAGCUCCUUCUUAAGGUUAGGACCCUACCCUCGAUGAAGCAGGGGGGACUGCCCACCAUCCUCUGGAUGAUGCUGUCCGUUUGUUAUUGCAAACUCCCCACGGAGAGCAUUUCGUUUAGUAGAUCUGUUGAGAGCUGCCCGGUGAGGAAGGCCCAGAGGGGCGUGAAAGGCGGCCAGAGGAACGGCAAAGAAGUGGGGGUCUCCAUCGGCCCCGGCGCGCCGAGCUCCGCUCCCACGGUUAGAAGUGAUCGAAGUGAUCGCUCCGCUAGCGAUGAAGCGGGUGCACUGCCCCCCUGUGCCGCUCACCCGUCGAGGGAUCUCUCCAAGGAGAGACGCGCGGACCACCUCGAAGGAAGAGACCCACCAGAUGAGCCACUCUACCCCCUCGAAGGAAGAGACCCAUCAGAUGAGCCACUCUGCCCCCUCGACGGAGAAGAAGAUCAGCUCCUAAACGGUGGGUACUACCCCGAGGGGGGGGCAAACUGCAUGAUGGGGAAGCAGCCCAUGGAGUGGAGCCCCGGAAGUGAUACGGAAGAAGCAGAGAAGAAAGGCAACCAAUCGGAUGCCCCAAAGAAGGAAGAUACCAACAAGGGGAUCAGUGGAGGAGAAAAAAAUGAGAGCGAAUGGUCAGUCGACGUACAACAGGAGAGGGGACUGAAUGGUGUGGAGACUUCCCUUGGUUGGGUCUCUCAAAGGGGUGAACUACGUGGCGGCGUUAUUAGAAACCCAGGGGGGGGAAGUGCCCCCCAAUCGAACGAUCCAAGUAACUCCCUUGAUUGUAACCGCACCCCUGAGGGCCGCCUACCCGGAGGACUCUCUCCCCACUCAGCUGAGAAUGACGGUGAAAGAGGAGAGGCCCCCCCCUGUGGGGAACCCAAAUGCAAAGUGGAAGAAAUGCACAUCGGCACGUCGAGUUCGUCUCCCUCAGUGUGCAGCAGCGGGGUGAACGCCGCCUCUUAUGGGGAACCCUUGGAGGGGGGUGAGAAAGGGGCCCAACAGGAGGAGAGCAAAGAAGCGGGCCAACCAAGACAGACGUGCGAAGCGGGAGAAGUGGAAGAAGCGGACCACCUUUUCAGCAAAUCGUGCCUCCUAGUGGAGGAGAUAUUUUCCCAAAACGAGGACGAAGAGUCGAGUGCCAAAUCGUGCUGCCAUCACUACGCGGAGUUGUCUAGGCAAAAUUGGGGAAGCAGCAAAGGGGGGAGCGACAGUGAAGGAGGACCCGAUCACGUGCCGCUUUUUUCGAUCCACUGCCCGGAGCGACUCCCCCGCGGCCACCAUCCCAACUGCUUCGACUCAUUCGACUGCCUCGACUGCUCCCUUACGCAAUCCACGAGGGGAACCCCACCACACACACACCAGCAGAAGCGGAAACGAAACAUCCUAAAGGUGAUUCACCGAAAUGGUAAAGUCCUCUCCCUGUUCGAGCCCCCCAUGGGAGUCGCACCGAGUGACGAGGGAAAAAAUGAAGAACCUGCAAAGUGCGUAAUGAACUCUCAAAGUGGAGGAAGAAAUGGAGGAAGAAAUGACCCCCAGAGGGACACCAGUCCGGGGAGAUACCAACCUGGGGAGAGCAACAGCGCAGUCAUAGCAGUCAGUCCAGUCAGCCCAGUCAGCGCAGUAAGCCCAGUCAGCCCAGUCAGCCCAAUCAGCGCUGUAAGUGAGAACCACCUGAUGGCGCUGGCCCCCCUCUUUUACUCCCUCAUGAUCCUCUUCAACGAGCUGAACUCCCGAAAGAAGUUAACCAAAACGAUAAACAUCAUCGAUGAGGAGAAAUGCCACCUCAAAAAUCGGGACGAAAUUAACCGAAGGCUGCUGUCGUCUGUGUGCCACGGGGGCGUUUGGGACGAGCUGCUCACUCUCUACGACCCCAUUUACAGCUUUAACUACGACAGGUACAUUAGCUGCCAGUGCGGCGGUGUAAGCGGCGGUGUGAGCACUGCGAAAGGGAGCCACAUGUACAGAGAGAACUUCGGGCCGGACACCCACCAGACGAACGAAAUCACGUCUUCAACUUGGCCCAAAAAAAAAAAAAAAAACACAAGUGAGUCACUCCUUUCAAUGCUCGGGGAGGUAACUUCGUUUUGUAAAGCGGACGGGAAGAAGCAGUCCGCCAAACAUGAGAGUGCAUCGAAUGGUGCUGUUCAUUUGGUGAGUGUAGAUCGAGCCUACUGUGAUGGCCACCCACAUUGGGAUCUUCUCCCCUCGAACGAAGAGGAGGAAGGUCCCUUCUUUGGAUAUGCUUUCAAGACGUGUGGUGCUGCCCCCCCAGUGGAUGAAAUUAAAACCGGCGAAAGGGUUGCCAGCGGGUGCUCCAUCUCGAUCGAGAGUAGUAGCAGUGGGAGCGUCAUCGGAAGUGUCGCCAGAAGCGUCGUCAGAAGCGGCAUCAUACGUGGCAACGAUCGGCACUCGAGCAACUUGCGGAAGGAGCAAAAUCGUGAGGGCGAUUCUUUCAGUAGGGAGAAGGGGACCCCCCCUCCUGGUGGAAGGGCCAGCCGUACGGCAAAUAUGGAAGUGGAAAGUGAAGUAAAAAAGGAAGCAGAAAACGAAGCAAAAAAUGAACUACAAAGCGACCUAGAUGCAAUAGAAGGAGAGGGCGAGACGAACCCGCCCCUUCCCCACUGCAACGUCACAGAUAACGGUUUGGCGAAAAAGGAAAAGAAUAACCGAGCGGGUAAUCGCUUAGAAGGGGGGACAACCACCCAACGGACGGCUCUUCAAACCAAGAAAGGCACGAGGACAUUCGAAAAGAAAUACGAGCAACAUAUAGACUUGGCAGGAAAGGUCAGCAGCGCCACGUGGUUGAUCUACCUGUAUGAGCUGAAGCGGGCUAGCUUCUUCAUUAACCAUUACCUGCACCACCUGCAUCUGUUCAUUUGUUUUAAGAGGCACUUCAGUGGGGGGGGCCAGGGGGCGCCCCAAAAUGGGGGGAAAACCACUCCAAGUGGGCCGCUAACCAGCACAGCUAAGCGGCAAACCACCACUUCCAUACCGCAAACCACCGCAUCCGUGCCGCUAACCCGGAUCGCCAGAAACUACGAGGCCUUCCAAAAGAAGCAGUGGCUCACCAUCAGGGUAACCCCUAGGGACGAGCUGCCGCAUGCAGAAAAACAGAGCCUGCGAAGGGAGGCCCUCUUUCCGAACGCCACCUUUCCGCUGCUCGGCCAGACGGAGCCGCCCAUCAUCGUCGACAAAGGUAAAGGUGCCCAAUUGGAUCUACCCAAGAGAGAGUCACCUCAAGAGGGGAAGAAAAUCCACAGCGAUGAAAAGGUGCAGGUCAAGGAAAACACAACACUCAGCGAAAGGAUGGAGCAGACGAACCACCUGGACCCCAAAUGGCAAAUCAUGUUGAAAUGCAUUUUGCAGAAUCUAAAAUGCUGCAUCCAUGCGCUGUUCGAACGGACAAAAGGAGAAAUAUAUGUGCUUCCCUUCCGUCCUCAAUUGGGAAGUUCGCGCGUGUGCAGAAGCAGUAGGGAGGAGGUAGUACCUCCCAAGGGGGGGAACCACCUCAAAGGUGCAGAAAGGGAACAACGAGCAGGACCAUAUGAAAACAUAAGAGAAAGCCCCGAAGAGUGUAGCCACAUAAACGCCCUUCCAACGGAUGGAGAAACGACUAGCCAAAAAAGCACCAAAGAAAAAAAGCAUAACCACGAAGAAGAACCUGUAGAGGACCCCACAGAUGAGGAGAACCAAUUCGCCCUUGUCCUGAUAGAGGGCAAACUGGUGUUCGUUAAAUUUGUAAAAAUUUGCAUUGACCGAAAUAAAUUUUGGGACGAAAGCUUUCUCUGCAGGAGGGACAUCAGGACAGUCAUCCACGCCAAGGCCCUGGAUGUGCUGUUCAUUUCGAACAGGGUGAUUAGGGCGGAGGACGGGGGGAAAAGAAAAAAAAAAAAAAAAAAAGAAAACCAAGAUGGUAGUGGUAAUGGCAAUGGUAGUGGUAAUGGCAAUGGUAAUGGCAAUGGUAGUGGUAGCCGGGCUCACCCCGACAGUGACGCAAACGCCAGUGGAAAUCUCGAGAAAAGAAGCCCCCCGUCCAGCGAUACGUCUCACUUUGACCAGAUGCUGCUGGAGGAUAACUCCUUCGAAGAAGACGAGCGUUUUUCCAAGAGGGACUCCACGCUGAGUGAUGAUUGCCCAUGCACUGCUAGUGAGAACGUCCAAAAGGAGGCGCCAACCCCCGGGGGGGGCAUAAAAGGAGAAAAACACCCUUCGAAUGAGCCCAAACGAAGAACGAAUCAUCCACCCGACGGGAAGAACCACUGCCUGGUGGAAAACCCGAGGAGGGCCAUGAAAUCCUGGGAUUAUAAAAAACAAAAACGGAAGGCAAAAUGCAGUAAUUUUAUUUACAACUCGAGAAAUGACUACCUUGGCCUUUUGGUGGAGAAGAACGGGGGAGGCAGGCACAGGAUGGUCAGGAGGGGGGCAGGUCUUCCGGCUCAAACGAGAGAACAGUGCGAGUUGCCCAAGCAGGAGGAACCGCUCAAUCAGGAAGAGCAGCCCAAACAGGGAGAGCCGCCCAAACAGGGAGAGACAUCCAAACAGGGAGAGACAUCCAAACAGGGAGAGACAUCCAAACAGGGAGAGACAUCCAAACAGGGAGAGACAUCCAAACGGGGAGAGACAUCCAAACAGGGAGAGACAUCCAAACGGGGAGAGACAUCCAAACAGGAAGACAUCUUCCUCAUCAACCCGUGCAACUUCGUAACUCGCGUGAAUGUAAAAACAGUGUACCUACCCCGCAGGGAUGUGAAGGACGAACUGACGGACACCAUUUGCGAAAGGGCCCACCUGAAGGAGAAUCAAAUGAGGAAGAUUUUCAGGCUGCGCCAAAAGGGACCACCCCUCUCGGGAGCGAAACGAAGGGGAUGCCAAACGGGCUGCCAAGCGGACUGCCAAGCGGAAGAACCACCAGCAGAGGACGAUGACAUAUGCUGCGUACGAAUCAUCCCAAGAAGUGAAAUCAUGAGAUACAAAGAGCUAAUCCGGAUUACCAAAAACAGCCCCUUUUAUCAUAAGAAGGCGAAGCACAUUUCGAACCAUGCAAACCCCCCCCUGCAGCAACCUGUGAGUGUGUGUAACUUCUGCCAGACCAGGGGAACCUUUAAUGUGAAAACGAGUCACUUUACGCUUUCCCACGUGGACACCGACGUUGCGGAGAGCAUCACCCAGUUCCUCCGCCAGUUGAUACAUGGGAGGUGCGUCUCCCCGCAGUUGGAGGAGUAGCCUCUGGAGAAGUAGCCUCUGAAGAAGUAGCAUUGGAGUAGUGGCAUCUACCGCAGUGGCAGCGCAGUGGGGACUCCUCCAGUGCGUACAAGGGGGACGCCCCACAUCGCCGUUGUAAUUAAUGAGAAAGCACAUCUUGCAUUUUUUUUUUUUCUUUUAACAUUUGUUUGUCUUCCUUUUUUGUACGCGUUUGUUUGUUCUUUCGACCGUGUGGUAUUAUUUUGUUGUCUUCACCUUUUCGCCGUUUGGAGCUAGCCACGUCACCCCCUCUUUUUUUUUGUUCCCCCGUUUUUACUCACCUCGGAGGAGGCAAACAGGAUUACAAACAAAUGCACAAGAACGAUUAAAAAAAGUGCCAUAAGGGGCUAACCUGC
Molecule: messenger RNA, 13019 nt
Organism: Plasmodium vivax (malaria parasite P. vivax)
Lineage: Eukaryota; Apicomplexa; Aconoidasida; Haemosporida; Plasmodiidae
Product: erythrocyte membrane-associated antigen, putative
Exons: 2
Coding region: 1-12645 (4214 amino acids)
Biological process (GO): RNA 3'-end processing
Cellular component (GO): TRAMP complex; nucleolus
Molecular function (GO): poly(A) RNA polymerase activity; mRNA binding
Source: RefSeq, a predicted model, not a curated record